This is a messenger RNA of Phytophthora sojae, 234 nucleotides long. Its product is annotated as Kazal-like serine protease inhibitor domain-containing protein. The record is from RefSeq and is a predicted model, not a curated record. The annotation marks the transcript as partial. The transcript has a single exon. Gene Ontology annotation, molecular function: protein binding. NCBI's taxonomy places the organism in Eukaryota, Oomycota, Peronosporomycetes, Peronosporales, Peronosporaceae.
AUGAAGUUCGCCAAUGUGUCCUUGCUCGCCUCUCUCCUAAUUGUCGAAGUCUCCGCUCGCCUCAGAUUUGACUGCGUAAGAGUUCCCUACAUUAUCUGCGACAGUCCAAGCCUUCCAAAGGUCUGUGCAAGCAACGGCGUCACCUACGAGAAUGGAUGCUAUUUCGACAAGGCCAACAACAAGGGGAUGCGAAUUUUGCACGAAGGCAUGUGCUCGAGGAGCGAGGGAGGAAGG